Molecule: messenger RNA, 3386 nt
Organism: Astyanax mexicanus (Mexican tetra)
Lineage: Eukaryota; Metazoa; Chordata; Actinopteri; Characiformes; Acestrorhamphidae
Gene: fam78bb
Product: family with sequence similarity 78 member Bb
Exons: 2
Coding region: 1855-2640 (261 amino acids)
Source: RefSeq, a predicted model, not a curated record
UCCCUCUCUCCUGGUGGUUCAGCACUACACUCAGUUGAACAGCGGCAUGGCGCCCGGCAGCAGCGCGGCGGAGGAGCGCGAGCGGCUUCGGUACUGAACACAGCGCGCGCUCUGUCUUUACAGAUUUAAUUAAAGUUCACCGCGCGCUCGUAGCGGACCUGUUAGAGAACAUCAUCUCUCUCCGCCGUUCACCGGAUCGAUAAACGCGCCUGAAACCGGCGGCGCUCGGCUCUACUGCUCUACUAUAGCGAUGAGCGCGCUCGUGCCUGCUGCUACUGAUGAUGGGUUUAGAGGCGCGAGGAAAAGCGUGGACUUCUCUUUCAGCACUUAAAGCAUCAAUCUCGUACUCUGCGGGCUGCAUACUGCUUAUCUGUAGGUCACCUGUAGCUACUGACCUGUGCGUGCUCGCGCGUGGGCAGCAGGUCCAUGGGCUUUGAUGGGCUCAUCUUCAUCUUAACAGAGUACCAGAGUGGAUAUGACAGUGACUUCUUCUUCUUCAUUGGAAACUCCUUCUUGUUUAUGCAUCUCCCCUGGACAAGGCAAGAACCGUUAUUUGCUUUGGGAGGAAUAUGGGUUCUACUGAACUGGCUUUUUCUAACUGGAAGCUUCAUUACAGCCCACACUGCAUUCAGUUUCACCACUGACUUAUUUAUAAACCUGAGCCAUUCCAAAAGACCAUUUCAGAAAUGCUAAUUCACUUCCCUAACGAGCAAGCUGAAGAUGACUGUGGCUGGGAACCUUCUCUAAGAACAUGAGGAAGAACCAUUGAAAGGAACCAAUAAAGAGAAACUCCAACCAAAGAACAAAAGGAAUACCCUCUGAAAGCUCCCCCCAAGAUAAUAAGAAUGAGUCACUAAGAAGAGCAAAAGGAAAACCUCUUUAUAUACACAAGAAUGUUCAACAUUCAAAAAUACUCCCAUUAAAAAAAAAAUUAGAAAGAACCAUUGGGGGAACAAAGAUUCAUAAUAAUACAUUCUACUAGAGAAUGAAGAUAAACAACUGAGAAAAACCAAGACUCAAAAAAGGUAAUUCCCUAUGGACAUACAACAAACCACCAAGGAGAUCCAAAACUUAAAAUGAAUCAUACUAAAGACAAAAGACAGAAUCACUAAGAAGAACCAAGAUUCCCCUAAGAAUAUGCCAACUUUCUAUGAUUAUAAUAUUUAAGAAGACUUUCAAAAUGAAUAGCAAUUAAAAGGAACCAAGAUUCAAAUAAUCAACGAAAGUCACUAAGAAGAUCCAAGACUCCUACCAAAGAACAAAAGAAAGAGCCACUGAGAAGAACCAAGAUCCACCGUAGAGAAGUGGGGGGAAAAACAUGAAGAAGAGCCAAGACUCUUGAUAAAAAACACCAAUAAAGGGACUCCAAACUUCAAGUAGACCACCAAAGAACAUGAAGAAGAACCACAAGGAGAGACCAGACAUUUAUAAGUAAUCUUAAAGAAGGUUGGUAAAAACUGCUUAGAGGAACCAAGACUCAAAGUAAUCUCUCCACCUAAAAGCAUGACACAGAGCCAUUAAAAGGGACCAAGACUUCACAGGAAAAUGCUCUUAUGAUUAUGACAGAACCAUGGGAAGACCAUAAUUUAAAGACCCCAAAAAAUGAAAGAACGUAAGAAAGAAGCAUUAACAGGUACCAAGACUCAAAAGAGCCUUUUCACAAGAUAAUGAGAAACAAAAACUCAAGCAGAGAAACACUAUGAGUAUGAUAAUGAAACAUUAAGGAGACCACAAUUCAAAAGAAGCCCCAUCAAAGAACAUGAGGAUUAAACAGUGAGGGUAACCAAGACUCAAACGAAAAAAACAGGUUGAUGCCGUUCUCCUGCCCAAGUGAAAACGUGCCCUUCUUGCACUAUGGGCUGCAUCCACAGCAUUGUAUGUAAGUCACGUGUGAAACGUGAGAACAUUGUGGUGUACGACGUCACUGCAACCAUCGACAACACCCCCACAGCCAUUGAAGAGAACUCGCCUAUAGUGCUGCGAUACAAGACGCCAUAUUUCAAAGCCUCGGCCCGGGUGAUGAUGCCGCCCAUCCCGCGGAACGAGACCUGGGUGGUGGGAUGGAUACAGGCAUGCACCCACAUGCAGUUCCACAACAAUUAUGGAGAAAUUGGAAUGUCGAGCUGGGAGAUCCCAGAGCUGAGGGAUGGUGUGGUUAGAGCUAUCAGUGACUCUGAUGGGGUGAGCUACCCCUGGUACGGCAACACCACAGAAACGGUGACGCUCUCGGGACCCAUGGCCAAGCCUUCCCGCUGCAUCGUCAGCAUGAACGACAACUUCUACCCGAGCGUGACGUGGGCAGUGCCAGUGAGCGAAAGCAACGUGCCGAGGCUCACGCACAUCACACGGGACCAGAGCUUCACCACGUGGCUGGUAGCUCUGAACGCAGCAACGCGAGAGAAGAUCCUCUUGCAAACGGUCAAGUGGAGAAUGAGGGUGGAGAUUGCUGUUGAUCCCACCAUGCCUCUGGGCUCCAGAGCCAGGCUGGUGGGUCCACCAAACCAGGACCAGCCCAAGGUUCUGACCCACAUGGAGCCUAUUCCACCCAAUGCCAUGGGAAAACCCAACGCCAAUGAUGCCCAAGUUCUUAUGUGGCGGCCUAAAAGAGGGAAUCCGUUGAUUGUCAUUCCUUCAAAGUAGUGAAGUGAGGGAUCGAUUUGAGGUCAGGGAUCCACUUAAGGACGUCCUUUUCAUUGGGUGGUUUUUGACCCACAAUAGAGAUCAAGAGUUUCUAUGUUAGAAAAUUGUGACUGGACCCAGUCAAAACUGUAACCACCAGCUGUCUUGAGUCGUAACUGACAACUGGUGCACAGGAACAUUCGGAUGGACUACUUCCAGUCUGGUCAACUGUGUUGCCUAUGGUUUAAAGGAACAUAUCGGCUGGUGAUCUGUCGCAACUUCAGAACUUUUGAGAACUGUCAAGAUUCCCAGUUGUUUGAGCACAAUUUCUUUGUCAUGAACUCAGAAAUGUGAAGUUUCUGAGGACCAUCCAUAGCCAACACUGCACUGGCUUCUUCCAAGUUAUAUGAAGCUUCACUGGAUAGCUGAACAUGCUUGGAGGAGAACACUAACUGCUAGGUCAGUUACAUUAGCUAUUAUCGCACUGAGUGAUCGGGGAUGGGUGGGACAUCCUACCUACUUCUGGCCAAAUAUCUCAGAGGAACCAAUCAGGGAGCCCAACAUUUAGACAGCUUCACCCCUCAAAAACUUAAUUGCUUCUAUCUUAACUCUUUCAGGAAUACAACCAAGGCCAUACAUAAUUUUGCAAAACAUUGCAAAACAUCUUUCGCAAAGGACCAUUUGCCUUAAUUCCUUAAUUCCACACUACUGCCUUUGACUGGAUGGAUGGAGGUUUGGUAUGGAUCAUGUGAGAUGUGACAACAUCU